Xylona heveae TC161 is the source of this 1623-nucleotide messenger RNA. RefSeq names its product putative myo-inositol-phosphate synthase. NCBI's taxonomy places the organism in Eukaryota, Fungi, Ascomycota, Xylonomycetes, Xylonales, Xylonaceae. The record is from RefSeq and is a predicted model, not a curated record. Bases 1 to 1623 code for a protein of 540 amino acids. The transcript is spliced from 3 exons. Gene Ontology annotation, cellular component: cytoplasm. Gene Ontology annotation, biological process: inositol biosynthetic process; phospholipid biosynthetic process. Gene Ontology annotation, molecular function: inositol-3-phosphate synthase activity.
AUGGCUCCUCACGCUGAAGGUGACAAUAUGUCUGCCAAUGGACGGCAGCAUGUUGCGUCAAGCGGCUUGCCGAAGCCGUCGUUUACCGUAAAGUCUCCGAAUGUCAGCUAUACCGAGAACGAAAUCAAAAGUAAAUACACCUAUCGUACAACUUCUGUUACUCGAAGUGCCGAUGGUGGGUUCGAAGCUACUCCCAAGGAGACUGUCUAUGACUUCAAAGUGGAGAGGAAGGUCCCCAAGGUUGGAAUGAUGCUUGUUGGCUGGGGCGGCAACAAUGGCACCACAGUCACUGCAGGUAUCCUUGCGAACCGCCGAGGUCUGGUCUGGGAUACUCGUGAGGGCAAACAGGCGGCCAAUUACUAUGGCUCAGUUGUCAUGGGUUCCACGAUCAAGCUUGGCACCGACGCGAAGACCGGCCAAGAGAUCAACAUUCCUUUCCAUGAUGUUCUACCCAUGGUCCACCCCAAUGAUCUUGUCAUUGGAGGUUGGGAUAUCAGCAGCGUCAACCUUGCGGAUUCAAUGGACAGAGCGGCUGUCUUGGAGCCGACUUUGAAGAGCUUGGUGAGGAAGGAAAUGGCCGACAUGAAGCCUCUUCCCAGCAUCUACUAUCCGGAUUUCAUUGCUGCCAAUCAGGAAGACCGUGCCGACAAUGUUGUUGAGGGCUCAAAGGCAUGCUGGGCGCAUGUUGAGCAGAUUCGCAAGGACAUUCGCGAUUUCAAAGCGAAGAAUGGCCUCGACAAAGUCAUUGUUCAAUGGACUGCAAACACAGAACGUUAUGCCGACAUUGUUGAGGGUGUCAACGACACCGCCGACAACCUCCUGAAGGCGAUUAAGUCCGGACACGAAGAGGUGGCUCCUUCCACUAUUUUCGCCGUCGCUUGUAUUUUGGAGGGCGAGCCCUUCAUCAACGGCUCUCCGCAAAAUACAUUCGUGCCUGGAGCGCUUCAGCUUGCCGAGAAAUAUGGUGCAUUCAUUGGCGGAGAUGACUUUAAGUCUGGCCAGACCAAGAUGAAGUCUGCGCUCGUCGAUUUCCUGAUCAAUGCCGGCAUCAAGUUGACUUCAAUUGCAAGCUACAACCAUCUGGGUAACAAUGACGGCAAAAAUCUCAGUUCUCAGCGCCAAUUUCGUUCAAAGGAAAUCUCCAAGAGUAAUGUGGUUGACGACAUGGUUGCCGCCAAUACCGUUCUGUACAAGGAGAAUGAGCAUCCAGACCACACCGUCGUGAUCAAAUACAUGCCUGCUGUUGGCGACAACAAGCGUGCCUUGGAUGAAUAUUACGCCGAGAUUUUCAUGGGUGGUCAUCAGACCAUUAGCAUUUUCAAUGUCUGUGAAGAUUCGCUUUUGGCGUCUCCCUUGAUUAUCGACUUGGUUCUCAUCGCCGAGAUGAUGACCCGGAUCACAUGGAGAAUCCAUGGACCCGAGGGCCCUUCGUCUGCUGAGUACAAGGGCUUCCACAGCGUUCUCAGUAUUCUGAGCUACAUGCUAAAGGCCCCUCUCACCCCUCCCGGCACCCCGGUUGUCAAUGCCCUUGGCAAGCAGCGUGGCGCGUUGACCAACAUCUUCCGUGCAUGCGUGGGCCUUGAGCCGGAAUCUGACAUGACUCUGGAGCACAAGCUCUUUUAG